Messenger RNA from Trichomycterus rosablanca, 940 nucleotides. It is a transcript of the gene reep1, whose product is annotated as receptor accessory protein 1. Gene Ontology annotation, cellular component: cytoplasmic microtubule; endoplasmic reticulum membrane. The record is from RefSeq and is a predicted model, not a curated record. NCBI's taxonomy places the organism in Eukaryota, Metazoa, Chordata, Actinopteri, Siluriformes, Trichomycteridae. The transcript has 7 exons. Gene Ontology annotation, molecular function: microtubule binding. Bases 1 to 597 code for a protein of 198 amino acids.
AUGGUAUCGUGGAUUAUUUCUAGACUUGUGGUGCUCAUCUUUGGGACCCUUUACCCUGCCUACUCAUCAUAUAAAGCUGUCAAAUCAAAAGAUGUGAGAGAAUAUGUGAAAUGGAUGAUGUACUGGAUAAUUUUUGCACUGUUUACAACAGCUGAAGUGAUUACAGACAUAUUUUUGUGCUGGCUUCCGUUCUACUAUGAGUUGAAAAUCGCCUUUAUGGUGUGGCUACUUUCACCCUACACAAAGGGAUCCAGUGUGCUGUAUAGGAAGUUUGUCCACCCUACAUUGUCCUCGAAAGAGAAGGAAAUUGAUGAAUACCUGUGCCAAGCAAAGGACAAAAGUUAUGACACACUGGUACAUUUUGGAAGGAAAAGUCUAAAUGUGGCUGCCACAGCUGCAGUAAUGGCUGCUACUAAGGGUCAGGGUGUGCUAUCAGAUCGACUUCGGAGUUUCAGCAUGCAUGAUUUGACCUCCAUCCAAUCAGAAGGUCAGGGACCUUCUGCUUCAGUCACCACCCAGCCUGCAUCAGCUCAGCAAAGAUCACGCGCCAUGAUGCGCAGCAAAUCAGAUGCUGCAUACACCAAGGCCUCCUCUUAGAACCUUAAGGCCUCUUACCAGAUCCAGAUCCAAGAAUACCCUAUGUGCAAACUCAGAGGCCAUGUGAUUGUGAGGAUGCUGCAAGACUGCUUUAGCUGCCUUAGAUGCAACUUGAGGACAAGUAAAAAGAGAAGAUGGAGACGGACUCAGUACAUUAGAAUGCAGCCAAAAGAUCAAAUAUUUAAAGCAGCCUUGCUCUCUGAGGUAACCAAAGCGAUGUGCGGCCUUAUUGCAACCGAUCUUUGACACUCAAACGGGAGGUUUCUUAAAGUAGCACGUGUAUGUCGCACUAUUCAAAAGACUCUUUUGAGCAUUCAGCAUUUUUGUGUUGUACAUAUUUCCU